Messenger RNA from Clupea harengus (Atlantic herring), 2002 nucleotides. It is a transcript of the gene dnajc13, whose product is annotated as dnaJ homolog subfamily C member 13-like. The record is from RefSeq and is a predicted model, not a curated record. The transcript is spliced from 10 exons. Lineage: Eukaryota; Metazoa; Chordata; Actinopteri; Clupeiformes; Clupeidae. Gene Ontology annotation, cellular component: endosome membrane. Bases 540 to 1772 code for a protein of 410 amino acids. Gene Ontology annotation, biological process: regulation of early endosome to late endosome transport; endosome organization; receptor-mediated endocytosis.
CCUCUUGCUCUGGAAUUCACAUGCCCUCUGUUGCUCUGCUGUUGUUUCUCUCCUUUCUUCCUCUCCAUCCAUCUCAUUCCUGUUUUCACUCACAGUUUCGUUUGCUCUCUGUCCCGCCUAGUCUUUUUUUCAUGAUGAUGUCACCCCACACUCCCUGUAUCUCUUUCGUUUUGGGCUUCUUCUUGCCUUUUACUUUUUUUUUUUUUCUCAUGUCGGUGGUGCAAUGUUUCGAUUUGACUUGGGUGAAGCAGAGUUUGGGGCGAGAGCUCCCUUGCACACAAAUCAAACUGAAAUCUCUCAAAAGCCUUUAAACUCUGCGGUCACGUGCAGCCGUUUCUCCUCAGCAGAGAAUUGUUCACUUUGAGUUUCCAUUCUUUCUUCAUGGCACAGUGCCAUAGUGGAUCUCAGCCAAAGUGCCCGUCUCAUGGGUGAGAUUUACCCCGAAACACGGGCCGAGGUUUGGAAAGCGACACAGUCAAACAGCAGGGCUUUUCACUUCACAACACUGAGGCAUAGGAGGUAGCUCAAAACUCCCAACCAUGAAGCAGCCUUUGGGUUAUCAGUCUCUGGUAUUGAAGAAGAUGAAAUGGCCGUGCCAAAAGAUGAACGUCCUCAAAGAUAACAAAGACCUGGCCUGUUUCUAUACCACCAAGCACUCCUGGAGGGGGAAGUAUAAGAGAGUCUUCUCAAUUGGCUCUCAUGGUAUCACCACAUACAACCCCACCACGCUAGAGGUCACAAAUCAGUGGCCGUAUGGAGACAUCUGUGGCAUCACGCCAGUGGGCAAGGGCCAGGGGACCGAGUUCAACCUCACGUUCCGCAAGGGCAGCGGGAAGAAGUCGGAGACGCUCAAGUUCUCCACGGAGCACCGCACGGAGCUGCUGACGGAGGCGCUGCGCUUCAGAACAGACUUCUCCGAGGGAAAGAUCACCGGGAGGCGCUUCAACUGUUACAAGCACCACUGGAGCGACCAGCGCAAGCAGGUUAGCCUGGAGGUCACGCCGGGGGGCAUCGACCAGAUCGACCCCCACACCAAUCGAGUGAUCUCUUCCUAUGACUACCGGUCUGUAGAGGGCUUCGCCGAGGUCUCCGACUACCAGGGCGGCUUCUGUAUCCUCUACGGUGGCUUCAGCAGGCUGCACCUGUAUGCGUCAGAAAACCGCGACGAGAUCAUCCGCAGUGCCAUCGAACACGCCGGUAACUACAUCGGCAUAACGCUGCGGCUGCGCAAGGACCCGCUCACCUUCGAGGGCUUUGUCGGCGAGCGCCUGGGCAAGUACGGCUCGGACGAGUGCAUCACCUCGCUGGCCGAGUUCGUGGUGCAGAAGAUCUCCCCUCGACACAUGGAGCCCAUCAAGAGGAUCCUAGCCCUCACAGAGACAUGCCUUGUGGAAAGAGACCCUGCCUCUUACAACAUCGUCACCGUCAAGCCCUUUGAAGAGGUGUUUGCGCUGGUCUGUGAUGAAGACAACCCUCAGGUGUUCUACGUGGAGUUCAUCCGAGGACAGAUCCGCAAGUACUGCUCCACAGAAAGGGACUCUUUGCUGGCGAGCCUGCUGGACGGGGUGCGUGCGUCGGGGAACCGGGACGUGUGUGUGAAGAUGGCCCCCACCCGGCGGGGCCAGCGCUGGGGCCUGCUCAGCAUGCCCGUGGAUGAGGAGGUGGAGAGCCUGCACCUCAAGUUCCUGGCCGCCCCACCGAGUGAGUCUCCUUCCACAGCUCUCCGUCCACCUCACGCCAGCGCCUGUCUUAACACAUUAUUCUCACGAUGAUGCGCAUCAAGGGAGGGAGAGGAAGGUUUUACUCCGCAGAUUCACCCGUGUCUCUGAUUAGACAUUAAAACAGUCCAAGUUUAAGUGUCCCAAACAGAAGAAUGGGUGGCAACCAAUAGCCCCGACCCUAGAUGAAUACUGUUUUAGGCAGCUACUCGAGAUACGGGAACUACCGCAAUGUUGGUUCACGGAAGAAGUUGUUAAUUAGAGGAUCCAGCCGUGAGCAAAUG